GGAUAAAUUAGUAAUGUAUUGUUACAACUGGACAAAAUAGUAAUGAUUGCAUGAAUUGGUGCCGUCGUUGCGCUGGUGUCGAUAGGGUGUGUACCUCUGCGAUAGCAGCACCCUACCCGGUCGGGAGUUGCUCGUUCGACCGGGCUUUAGGAGCAUCGGCGGAUGUUAUGCGAUGCAAUGUCAUGCCAUGCGAUGCUAUGCGAUGUGCAAUAUUAGUAUACGGUGGAGUUUUGUGGGUGUUGGGGGCGGGCCGUAUAAUAGCUGCCGUGCGGUGCUCGAACAACCUGUUGCUGGUGGUGUUGCUGGUGGUGUUGCUGUUGAUGGUGAUGGUAAUAGUGUUGCUGCCCCGUUUGUGGGUCGAGCGGGGGCUGCUGCCGGAAGCUGCUCCUGCCGGUGCCGGCGGCGCAGAUGACAUCGUCAAACGGGUUCUUCGCUGCGGUGUUGAAUUCUGUCACCGUAACGGGCGAGCUCUGGUAGGAGAGAGAAUUUCUGCGUUUCGCUGGCUGCUGCAGUUGUUGUUGUUGUUGUUGUUGUGGUGGUGGUGGUGCAUAUAGCUGUGGCUGUGGUGGUGCCGCGUGCGAAUAAUAGGAGAAAAAGGAGUGACUCGCGGUUCCUCCCGUUCCGAGGGAAUUCGGCGAGGAGGACAGUUCCCCGUCCAGAGAAACGAGACUCGGUACGGACCGCGAGUGCAGAGACUUGGAAAGUCGCUGCUGGUCGCUGCUGUAUACUGGUGGUUGCGGUUGCUGUUGCGGUUGCGGUUGCUGCAUCGUGCUCCUCCGUUCUCCCAUUCUGCUCGCAUUCGCAUUCGCAUUCGCACUCGCAUUGGUUCGUUCUCCGUGCCCCCCCUUGUGUCCUCCGAGUUCAAACACAAAGGGGAGCUCCGAGAAGGACACCCCGUCGACGAGGAAUUCGAUUCUGCGAAACCCGCUCUCUACCGUAGUGCUGCUGCUGCUGCUGCUCUUCGCGUGGUGGUGGCUGCCACUGCUGUUGCUGUUGCUGUUGUUGAUCUUUCUCUUGUCGAAAAAGGCCCCCGGGCCGUGCGCCACUACCGUCAGGCUUCGGUUCGCACCGGCCAUGGGAGAUUCCCACGUCCACUUCCAGCCGCCCCCGUCAAAGGGCGUCUUCUUCACGGAAAAGGCCGAUUCCUUGGACCAGUGCACCUCGUGCCCGUCGCACAGGACAAACUUCUUUCCCGAGGUCAGGCUCCAGACAAAGACGACCUCGUGCUCCUCCCCGCGGCAGUCGCUCCCCGAGCGGCCCCUUUCCAGGGCCUCCGCGCUGGGGAAUCCGAACCUCCAGCAGAUCCGCCGCUUCGAUCCGGCAAACAUCCUGCCCUUCUUGGAGGUCUGGCAAUCGAUCUGGUAGCAGCAGCCUCCGUUCCCGGCCGCGUCGUGGCUUCCGGAAGGCUUCGUGCGGUCCAUGGCCGACACCUUGCGCGGGUUGGAAUGGAAUGGAAUCGAAUCGAAUGGAAUCGGGCGGGUGGAGCGUGUUGGCCUGCACCGGCGUUGGUUCACCGUGGGUGUCGCGGCGGAAGAAUCGAAACGAAAGGAAAGGGAACGAAUCAAUCGCACUCUUUGUGUGUCGGGAAGCGAUUGUGUGAUGGUGUGACGAUUCUUUCUUUCCACUCAGUCGUACCGUCCGGUACAGAAUUGUACUGCACCCCGUUCGUGCACUCGAACAACUUCUCUGUCCGGAGCAGCAGUAUCGCACGAGAGGAGCCGGUACCGGUACGAGCACUGGUAUACUUACGGAUACUGCUAUGCUUUCGCUAAAGAAGGGUCGUUGCGGAAAUAUACCACUGGAAUGAGAGAUGAGUCGUCCGAGCAAGACAGGGGUUACGUGUACGACACCAAAAAAAGAGGAAACGGACGGAGUCACAAAUUUCGUGAUGUGGUUUUUCCCUAUCAAAGCGUCGCCCGUUACCAAACAAAUAUGCUUGCGCGAACAGUAUUCUGGCACAAUCGCCGAGCAGACCCGUGCACGAGCCCGUGCCAAACGCGGGAACCCUCCCUCGGCCGGGCAGGCCCCGACAACGUCCCACCCUGCCCGACGAAAUCUCGGAACCGUCGUAUCUCUCGUACGGUACUGGGUACGGUACGUACGGUACCGUACCAACUACGGUGGCAUUCUGCGCGGGUCCCGCUCCAGUCCCAAAACAAGACAAGCCGCGCGCCAAAAAUGUGUUCGGGCCGUACGGUGCAAGUACGUACGGUACUCGUACGUAACAUCGUAGUGAGGGAGGGGCCAAACUUUUCCGGUACUGAGAUAGUCACCUUUCUGUCACUGGGAUUUUGGAUGUUACCGAGACGACGACAACAUGACAACAUCAUGUGUGUGGUGUAAUACUCCACAAUCCACAAGCAUUCCACACACACUAAACGAGCUCCGAGCCUAUAGUAUCUUGUUGCUAUCUAUGUUGUGGCUCGUGCUAUUCCUAAUGCUAUAGAGGCAGAAUAUGUGGGUGACAAAAGCCAAAAAUUUAUGGCCUGGGCAUUCUUUUUCUCCGAUGUACCGUACUCCAAUGGUGUUGGAUUCCUUCCGCAGGUUUUAGGACUUCGAACGCAACGAAACGCCAGCGAGCUCCUGCCACCGUGGCGAGUACGUACCAAACGAAAGAUGUCGCACGGCUUGCCUGCCCAAACCAUGCUUGCUUGCUUGCUGCGAGCUGUGAGCGUGGACAAAACGAACGAAACCUCUUGCCACAAUCCUCCGUGCGUGCGAUGGUUGUUUGUUUCCGUGGUUCGUCCAAGGGCACGCGCGUGAGCCGCGGUCCGUCUCCACCCACACCCAAACGGAUUCCGUCCGUCCGUCCCUAGGGGGCGGCGCUCGUCUGGCGGUGCGUGUCCAGCUUUCCGGCGUUGCCCAUGGCGUCCGCCAGGGUGGACUGGCGCUGGGGCUGCGUCGAAGCGGUUUCGUUCAUCGGGAUGUUUCGUCCGCUCGCGUACCCACCCUGUCGGUCCGUCGGGUCCAGUUCCAUGGCCGCGUAGGUGGCCUUUUCGUACUGGUUCUUGGCCCGGGCUUCCUCGAGUUCCCUUCGCAGCCAGUGGUCGGCAAUGGCGAGCAUCUUCGAGGGAUGGUUUUCCCGCUUGAGUUCCUGGUAUUUUUCCAGUUCGCUCAUCUUUCCCUGCCAGCCGCACCUGCCCUCGUUGUUCAGGUAGAACAGGUGGGACGCCCAGUCGUCGAGGCCGUCAAAGAUGUGCGUCGCGUACAAAAUAGUGGCGCCCCGCUCGUCGCUCUCCUUGACGAGCCACUUGAGCAGGUCCUGUCGGACGCAGACGUCGAGGCUGGUGGUGAUUUCGUCGAGGAGCAGGAUCUUAAAGGGCCGGACCAGGCCCAGCAUGAUCUGGACCCGGCGGCGCUGCCCGUCCGAGAGCUGGUGCAUGUGCCAGUUCAGAUCGAUUCCGAGCAUGCGGACCAGCUCGUCGCGGCGCUCGGGGUACGAGUUCUGGAGCUUCUCCUGCCAACCCAAACAAAUACGUAACGUACGGCGUGCGACAAAUCCAAUCCAACGCGUCGUGCGGAAGUUUUUGAAACAGCAGCAAAACACAGUGGCGUCCGACAAUCGAGAGCAACAACAACUUACGGCGUGAGAGAUUGGAAGAUUGACAAUUCAAACCACUGGUGAAACACCAUCGUGAUUUCGAUUUGUGUACCGACAGAUAACAAUCAAAAUACCUACCAUCAUUUUGUAUACGGGAAUAUCGGCACAGAGAGGGACAGAGGCUCCGACAAACGCAAUGGAGGUCAUUCCCCAGUCGCAAUUGAGGUAGGCUCGGUGGAAAUUGAGCUUCGUUUCGCGGAAGGAAUUCAGGCCCAGAACCUUCACUUCUUGCUGCGUAAGGUGGCGUCCGGCGAGGAUUCGCAGCAGGGUCGACUUUCCGCUUCCGUUGGCACCGAUCAAGAGGCAGCGGGACCCCGUCUUCAGCGUAAGAUUAAGGUUGUGCAAAACGUUUCGCUCGUCCUGCGCGUCGAGGGCGCCGGUGCUGCUGUACCCAAAGGUCAGAUCCUUGACCUCGAUGGCAUUUGGUCCGUAUUCUUUGAUUUUCGGGAGGGGCUUGGGAACGACUCGUUUCUGUUGCAUGGUCAUUGUGUAUUGAAUUCUUUUUCGUGUUGCUGUUGCGACUGUACAGAUUCUCGUGUGCCUUUAUUUUUAUGGAGGAGUGGUCGUCAAUCAAUGAUUGGAACAAAGAUGAAGAGCUGUUAAUUAUGACGACAAGUGCUCGAUUAUUGGUGUUUGGGUACGGUACGGUAUCAUUGUUCUGUCUUGGUAAAAAUUCACCUCCUAGUACGAGUACGUACGGGUACAGGUACACUCUGUGAUGUGUGAGUGACUCAUCGAAGACGUUUGUUUGUGGCACUGUUACGUUUUACGAUGAUGGUGUGCCGCCAUUUCGCCAUGAUGUAAAUUAAGUAGGGUAUGGUACGGUACUGUAUGUGCGUAAUCGUACGGCACGUUCUUGUUCGCGCUACCUCAAAGGAGACAAAAAAGAUCGACUAGAUCGACUCGAUAUUGGCAUUGAUGAUAAACCAAAGAUGGUUGUUCCAAACACUAACACCACCAGUACUCGUAGUCUUUUGGAAAGUCUAUCAUAAAGUAGCAUUUCGCAAUUCAGUAUCCAAUUUGACUCCUACUAAAUUUAAUUACAAUGC
This is a messenger RNA of Pseudo-nitzschia multistriata, 4650 nucleotides long. NCBI's taxonomy places the organism in Eukaryota, Bacillariophyta, Bacillariophyceae, Bacillariales, Bacillariaceae. The record is from the annotation of a GenBank genome assembly.